Molecule: messenger RNA, 699 nt
Organism: Adineta steineri
Lineage: Eukaryota; Metazoa; Rotifera; Eurotatoria; Adinetida; Adinetidae
Source: the annotation of a GenBank genome assembly
AUGUUUAACUAUGAUAUUUAUGAAAAUGAUAUGAAUGAAAUAAUUGAUUGUACAUUUUAUCAAAAUGUUGAUUCAUGUCAUACAACUCCUUCAAUAUAUCAAUCAAAUUGUAUGAUAGAAAAGUGUUUAAAUCAAUCAAUUUUAACAUCUGAAACAAAUUUUCGACCAAUGAGAAAUUAUUUAAAUGAUAUUCGAUGUAGGAUGUUAACAAAACUUGUUCAACGAAAUAUUACCGGUUUAGAAUUUAUUCAAGCUUUUGAACAAGCACCAAAUAUGAUUGAGAAUAUGUAUAUGUCUAACUCAAAUAUACAUAAUGACAAAUUCAUUGAUCAAUUAGCCGAUAUUACACAUGAUUUUAUGAUAAAAUCUCCGUAUAAAUGUAUGCCGACAUCUCAUAUAUCAUCAACUACUAAAAUUGAUCAUAAAUUUCAACCAUCAUUACUUUCUUCUUCUUCAUCACAAUCAAUAGCAUCUCUACCUAAAAUAAAAUCGAACUCACCAUCGUUUACAACUAUCAAAUCGAAAACAAAUUCAAAUUCAAAGGAAUUUUCACCAUUGGAGCAAACUAAUUUGUCAUCAUCAUCACCACCAUUCACCAUUUCAAAAUCUUUACCAUCUCGUCCAAUGACUCCACCGAAAUCUCCAUCACCUGUUCUCUCACAUCAUUCAUCUGAAGAUCAAUCUUAUUCAAGUAAAUAU